Molecule: messenger RNA, 2079 nt
Organism: Ostrea edulis (European flat oyster)
Lineage: Eukaryota; Metazoa; Mollusca; Bivalvia; Ostreida; Ostreidae
Product: alpha-2A adrenergic receptor-like
Exons: 1
Coding region: 590-1873 (427 amino acids)
Biological process (GO): adenylate cyclase-activating adrenergic receptor signaling pathway; regulation of metabolic process
Cellular component (GO): membrane
Molecular function (GO): phosphatidylcholine binding; G protein-coupled receptor activity
Source: RefSeq, a predicted model, not a curated record
UGUUGAGGAUUACCUGCUCGGAAACUUCAUCGGAUAAAAUCAUAUUUUGCCGUCUCAGCCAUGUAUAAGCAGAUACACCUUUUGUUUGCGAAAUGCGUGACAUUUCCAUUGAUUUUAGCUCUAGAAAAAGCCUUGUCACAAACCUACCGUUUUGCAAAUUAAUUAAAUGUUUGGUCUCUGUACACUUUGAAAGUGAUGGAAUAAAAAUAGAUAUGUUUGGGAACCAUAGAAUUCCGCAUAUCAUAAGAUAAACGCUAUUGAAAUUGUCUGACAGAUUAAGCAUUACAGCGAGUUUCAACAUUUAUAUGGUUGGGAUUGAUAAUGACAUUGAAACAUCAGGACUUGGUCUUACUAGAAGAAAUAUAAAAAAGUGUGAUAUUUGAAAAGCUGUUGUACAGUAGUUUGAAACAAUGACACACUGGAUGCACAAGUCUUGUGGGAAGCAGCACUGAUGAGGUAUUGUGCUUUAUAUACCAUGUUAGAGCAAGCUGAACAACGUCACAGGUAGGGUGAUAAUUGACAGGUAUUAAGAAGAUCUUUUUACAUCAGAUGCGGUCUUUAGAUCCGUAGUUGUCAAGACAAAGAAAAGAUGGAGAAUGUCUCUACCUCAUUCGGGAAUUUUGGUAACCACACUUCGCACAGUUUCAGCGUUUUCGACUAUGGGUAUAUAGUCAUCACGGCUCUGCUCACACCUUCCGUUCUGACGUUUAGCACGUUAGUUAUAGUGGUCAUAGGCCAAUUCAAACGACUGCAGACACCCACCAAUUUCUUCAUUGCAUCUUUAGCUUCAGCGGACAUUUUGGUUGGGCUGAUAACCCCUGUGUUCACCACCUCGCUACUCCUUCCGGCGGAUCUAAACCACGAACUCAUGUGCUCGAUUCCCAGUCGUCUGCUCAUUCUAGCUUGCGGUGCGUCCAUCCUUUCCUUGGUAGCAGUGGCAUUUGAUCGCUAUAUUGCGUUGACGAAUUCUCUAGAAUACGUUCAAAUCAUGACAAAGAAGAAAACCUAUGGUGUAAUAGCGUCUGCGUGGCUCUACUCUGCUCUGGUCGUUUCUAUACCAACAGCUCUCACAGAAAACCCGUCAGUAAAAACAAAUUGCGGAUUUGGACAGUUUCACCCUCGCGUACAUCUUUUAUUCGCAAGUAUGUUGUUUUUCCCGGCGUGUGUUCUUAUAUUUUUCUGUUACUACAAAAUAUUCACUAUUGCUAAACACCAAAGCAGAGCAAUUUACGAUCAGGAACAAUCCGUGGCAAACGCAAUUCACAUGAGAUACGUGAACAGAGACUGUAAAUACGCGAAGACACUGGCAGUCCUUAUUCUGGUCUUCAUUGUUUUCUGGUUCCCAUUCCAGUUCACAUUGCUAAUGAUCGCCCUGACUGACAUUCAAGUAUCUGACGAAGUGCUGAAUUAUCUUUUGUACAUAGCAGCAUUUAACAGCUUGAUGAAUCCAUGGCUGUAUGCAUACAAGAACACUCAUAUUCGAUCUGCCUUUCGGAAGAUUUCUUCCUCGGUAUCGACUGCUUUUAGACAGACCACGCGCCAUUUAUCAACGUCCAGUCCAAAAGAACCUUCUCUAUCGUCCGAUUACAAACUCAAUCGGACAGACAGUCGAAUGGAACAGGUGGACAUCGUACAACAACUACAACUAAACUCGGAUAUGUUUGCAGACGACUGUUGGGCAUAUGAGCCAAAGAAAAUGUCUAUACAGUCUGUUGGGUCUACCAUCACUCAAAAUGGACGCAAGAUAGUGGUCCCUAGUUUGGUUAUCGAAGACAUGGAGGGAACGUCAGAAGCGAAUAUUCAGAAGACAGAGUCUGUAUCAACAUGUGAUUACAACACGGCGAACAGUCAGUAUAGUAGCGAGAGAUAUUAAUCUGGAUUAAUCUCGGACUCGGUGAGCAGAAUUCAUAAUCUUUGGAGUUGGUAUCGUUGACGAUGAAGUUUAACAUAAACCUAGACUUUUCAACGAUCUGACAUUCUCUAUGCCUAGCUGCUAAUAAGUGUUAUAACGGAACCUUGCUGCUAAAAAGUGUCAUAAUUGAAGAAUUUGCCAUUAAAUAUUGUCAAAAGUUUUAGAAA